AACCCAUAUCCCUUGGAAGAGCAGCCAGUGCUCUAACCACUAGGCAACUCUCCAGCCCCUUUUGUAAAGUGCACACUUACUACAGCAUUGGAACUAUUAUAUUACUUCAGUGACUGGCCGUAUAUUCUUUGACCAGGGCUGUUCUCUGAGACUGUGUUCCCUGAUAGCCCUGAUAGGGCUUCUGGCUUCUGCAGAGUGUGUAAGGUGGCUUAGCUGACCUCUAGUCUUUCUUUUUUGCUCUUGUGGUUGACAUUCUCACUGUCCUUAUGUUGAGACAGACAUCGUUAUUUCUCCUUUGAGUACAUCCCAGCAGCCCCGCCCCCGUCUCUGGUGUGGGUUCUAGAUUGGCUGGUUAUGCAGACUGUUGGGUGGUGCAGCAGUAAAGGUGAAGUGUCCUCCCUCAGUCCUUCCUGUUUCAGAAGGGCCAACAGGCAGUUGCCGAAACCUAAACCUCUUUAUUACUCUAAAGGACCAGUUUCUUCCAGAAGGAUGAAUUUAACUGACUCAUCUUGGUUGAUGGUGUCUGGGUUUUGUUUUGUUUUUCCCCUUCUUCUUUCAUGACAAUACAAGGGCCUGACUUGUUCCACGUCCCCAUCCCCUGGCUGGAUUGUUCCCCUCAGAUAUGAUGGUGAGCUGCAUUCGCUGGUCUUGCUGUGGCACUCGGCCCUUGCUGCCGCUGUUAUGAAGAACAGCUGUUCCUCCUGUACUUUAAAUGUUUUGAGAGAGAUCUGAGCCUAAGAGAAAUUUUAUACUCAAAUAUAAUACUUUCUUUAGAAAUAGCUUGCUUCACAAACUGUUCUCUAGUCCACUUCCAGUAAAGGGCUAAUCUGAUUUUAUAAUAGAUUAAACUGACUUAAUUUAAGUUUGACGUUUCAGGUAAAAUAAAUUUAAUGGCUGCAGUAAACGUCUGUACCCUUUUCAUAAAAUUGGCAGAAAAUACUUUAAAAUAUGAAUACAUUUAAGCAGUGUCUCUUAAAGAACCUAUUAAAGUGACUUGGCUAGAUAAUAGUUCAUGCUUAGGUAUAAUUUACAGCAGAAAAUAAGGUCCUAUAACUAUGCUUUUGACUGAAAAAUGGUAGAUGCUGAUUGGCACCAUGCCCUGGCCUAUGGACAGCUACCCAUGUCAGGAAGCGCAGUCUGAAGCAGAAGUGAGGGUGGGUCGUGAAGGAUGGCUUUUCUUUUUCCUUUCUAGCUGCAGGAAUGGAGGCUGGCCUGCUUCCUGCCCCUCCGCUUAGCUGUUGUCCGUAGUCUCUUCAUUUUCCUCAUUUAUUCUCCCUUUACUUCGUGGAGAGCUGUCUUGAAAUGUUUCCAGGAAAGCAGUGAGGUAUCGUCUCACGGAGUAGUUGCUUGGGCGUCCCCGCUAGAUUUGGGUCUGUGUGCAAAUGGAGUUUAGGACUCAGUCGACUCUGCCCUAAUGAGAGAAGCCCCUGUCCAAGAUGGAGAAGAAGCGGAGAAAGAAAUGAAAGCCUCUUUUUGGGCCAAGCUGUGGGUGACCAUGGGACUGAGGUUUUCUUUGCGUUGGACAAGUCUGUAGGAUGGCUCAUCAGUAAGGUUGCAGCUUUUAGCCAAAACAAAAAUUCACUUCUGAUCAAGGAAGAACCUAGUGCGAUUUGAAUUUAUGCAAUUUUAUGACCAUAUUCACUUAGGACCAUGAAGUUCAUCAACAUCUGGCUUCUUCUGCUGGUGGUUUUGCUUUGUGGGAAGAAGCAUCUGGGUGACAGGCUGGGGAAGAAAGCUUUUGAAAAGGCCCCAUGCCUUAGCUGUUCCCACCUGACUUUGAAGGUGGAAUUCUCCUCAACUGUGGUGGAAUAUGAAUAUAUUGUGGCUUUCAACGGAUACUUCACAGCCAAAGCUAGAAACUCGUUUAUUUCAAGUGCUCUGAAAAGCAGUGAAGUGGACAACUGGAGAAUUAUUCCUCGGAACAACCCAUCCAGUGACUACCCUAGUGAUUUUGAGGUGAUUCAGAUCAAAGAGAAGCAGAGGGCCGGGCUGCUCACACUGGAGGGUCACCCAAACAUCAAGCGGGUGACACCUCAGCGGAAAGUCUUUCGUUCCCUGAAGUUUGCUGAGUCCGACCCCAUUGUGCCAUGUAAUGAAACCCGGUGGAGUCAGAAGUGGCAGUCAUCACGACCCCUGAGAAGAGCCAGCCUCUCCCUGGGCUCUGGAUUCUGGCAUGCCACAGGAAGACAUUCAAGUCGGCGACUGCUGAGAGCCAUUCCUCGGCAGGUUGCCCAGACAUUGCAGGCAGAUGUGCUGUGGCAGAUGGGAUACACAGGUGCUAAUGUCAGGGUUGCUGUUUUUGAUACUGGGCUCAGUGAGAAGCAUCCACACUUCAAGAAUGUGAAGGAGAGAACCAACUGGACCAAUGAGCGGACCCUGGAUGAUGGACUGGGCCAUGGCACAUUUGUUGCCGGUGUGAUUGCCAGCAUGAGGGAGUGCCAGGGAUUUGCCCCAGAUGCAGAGCUGCACAUCUUCAGGGUCUUUACCAACAAUCAGGUGUCUUACACAUCUUGGUUUCUGGACGCCUUCAACUAUGCUAUCCUAAAGAAGAUUGACGUUCUAAACCUUAGCAUCGGUGGCCCUGACUUCAUGGAUCAUCCCUUUGUUGACAAGGUGUGGGAAUUAACAGCUAACAAUGUAAUCAUGGUUUCUGCUAUCGGCAAUGAUGGACCUCUUUAUGGCACUCUGAAUAACCCUGCUGAUCAGAUGGAUGUGAUUGGAGUGGGUGGCAUUGACUUUGAAGAUAACAUCGCCCGCUUUUCUUCCAGGGGAAUGACUACCUGGGAACUGCCAGGAGGCUAUGGUCGUGUGAAACCUGACAUUGUCACCUAUGGUGCCGGAGUGCGGGGUUCCGGUGUGAAAGGGGGCUGCCGGGCACUCUCAGGGACCAGUGUCGCUUCUCCAGUGGUUGCUGGGGCUGUCACCUUGUUAGUAAGCACAGUGCAGAAGCGGGAGCUGGUAAAUCCUGCCAGUGUGAAACAAGCCCUGAUUGCAUCAGCCCGGAGGCUUCCUGGUGUCAACAUGUUUGAGCAAGGCCAUGGCAAGUUGGAUCUGCUGAGAGCCUAUCAGAUCCUCAGCAGCUAUAAACCACAAGCGAGCUUGAGUCCUAGCUACAUCGACCUGACUGAGUGUCCCUACAUGUGGCCCUACUGCUCCCAGCCCAUCUACUAUGGAGGAAUGCCAACAAUCGUUAAUGUCACCAUCCUCAAUGGCAUGGGAGUCACAGGAAGAAUUGUGGAUAAGCCUGAGUGGCGGCCCUAUUUACCACAGAAUGGAGACAACAUUGAAGUAGCCUUCUCCUACUCCUCGGUGUUAUGGCCUUGGUCAGGCUACCUGGCCAUCUCCAUUUCUGUGACCAAGAAGGCAGCUUCCUGGGAAGGCAUCGCGCAGGGCCACAUCAUGAUCACGGUGGCUUCCCCAGCAGAGAUGGAAGUAAGGUCAAAAAAUGGUGCUGAACAUACUUCUACAGUGAAGCUUCCCAUUAAGGUGAAGAUCAUUCCCACCCCUCCUCGGAGCAAGAGAGUCCUCUGGGACCAGUAUCACAACCUCCGCUACCCCCCAGGCUACUUCCCCAGGGACAACUUGCGGAUGAAGAACGAUCCUUUAGACUGGAAUGGCGACCAUGUCCACACCAACUUCAGGGACAUGUACCAGCAUCUGCGCAGCAUGGGCUACUUCGUGGAGGUGCUCGGUGCCCCAUUUACAUGCUUUGACGCCACACAGUAUGGCACUUUGCUUAUGGUGGACAGUGAAGAAGAGUACUUCCCUGAGGAGAUCGCCAAGCUGAGGAGGGAUGUGGACAAUGGCCUUUCCCUUGUUGUCUUCAGUGACUGGUACAAUACGUCGGUUAUGAGGAAAGUGAAGUUUUACGACGAAAACACAAGGCAGUGGUGGAUGCCAGAUACUGGAGGAGCCAACAUCCCCGCUCUGAAUGAGCUGCUAUCUGUGUGGAACAUGGGGUUCAGUGACGGCCUUUAUGAAGGGGAGUUUGCCCUGGCAAACCAUGACAUGUAUUAUGCGUCGGGGUGCAGCAUCGCCAAGUUUCCAGAAGAUGGUGUCGUGAUCACACAGACUUUCAAGGACCAAGGAUUGGAGGUCUUAAAACAAGAGACAGCAGUUGUUGAAAAUGUUCCCAUCUUGGGGCUCUAUCAGAUUCCAGCUGAGGGCGGAGGCCGGAUCGUGUUGUAUGGAGACUCCAAUUGCUUGGAUGACAGUCACAGACAGAAGGACUGCUUUUGGCUUCUGGAUGCACUCCUUCAGUACACAUCAUAUGGCGUGACCCCUCCCAGCCUCAGCCAUUCAGGGAACCGGCAGCGCCCACCCAGCGGAGCUGGCAUGGCCCCUCCUGAAAGGAUGGAAGGAAACCACCUUCAUCGGUACUCCAAGGUUCUUGAGGCCCACUUGGGAGACCCGAAACCUCGGCCUCUUCCAGCCUGUCCACACUUGUCAUGGGCCAAGCCACAGCCUUUGAAUGAGACUGCGCCCAGUAAUCUUUGGAAACAUCAGAAGCUGCUCUCCAUUGACCUGGACAAAGUAGUGUUACCCAACUUUCGAUCGAAUCGCCCUCAAGUGAGACCUUUGUCCCCUGGAGAAAGUGGUGCCUGGGACAUUCCUGGAGGGAUCAUGCCUGGCCGCUACAAUCAAGAGGUGGGCCAGACCAUCCCUGUCUUUGCCUUCCUUGGAGCCAUGGUGGCCCUGGCCUUCUUUGUGGUACAGAUCAGCAAAGCCAAAAGCCGGCCAAAGCGGAGGAGGCCCAGAGCAAAGCGACCACAGCUUGCACAGCAGACCCACCCACCAAGGACCCCGUCAGUGUGAUCAUCACAGCGGCUAGCCACAGACGCCUACAAGCCUUGGACCACUCUGAUGGCCGGCCACACGGGGCAUCAGAAGAGCAUCCUGGGAGGUGCCUGUUUCCAAGGAACCCCAUCUCCAGCUUGCAGCUGGGUUAGUGUGUUCUCCCCAGGCAUCUCUGAGGUACAUCCUUAAGUACCUCACUGUGCUAGGCUCUGACAGGAGGUGCUCAGUAACUCAGCCUACGGUGGCAUCAGGCCCAGUGACAGUGCACCAAAGACCCAGAGCCUGGAAGGGCUGUCGGGACACACUUUCUACAUAAAGCUUACAACCCUGACCAAGCGAAGACAUGCUUGUUCCAGGCUAUUUUCUAUAUUUAUUGUGGGGAGAGUCACUUUAAAGACUUGUGCUGUUUGGAAGCAAACCUGUUGUUUUGUCUGUCAAUUGAGUGCAGUUUUCUGCAGUGACAUCCUAAGGAGUCAAGAGUCCGUGACCUUUUUGAUGAGAGGACAGACUGAACUGAACUUAAGGGAACGUGCACAGAUCUGGGAAGUGCAGGCCUUUGCUUUAUUUUUAUAAGUGUCAACUGCCAUCAUGUUUUGUAAUUUGGGGUCUUGAUUUCACCAUUGUUGGUGAAGGAAAUUUUCAAUAAAUAUGCAUAACCU
Onychomys torridus (southern grasshopper mouse) is the source of this 5456-nucleotide messenger RNA. RefSeq names its product membrane bound transcription factor peptidase, site 1 (gene Mbtps1). The record is from RefSeq and is a predicted model, not a curated record. Gene Ontology annotation, molecular function: serine-type endopeptidase activity. Bases 1651 to 4815 code for a protein of 1054 amino acids. NCBI's taxonomy places the organism in Eukaryota, Metazoa, Chordata, Mammalia, Rodentia, Cricetidae. The transcript has 23 exons. Gene Ontology annotation, cellular component: Golgi apparatus. Gene Ontology annotation, biological process: proteolysis.